This is a messenger RNA of Columba livia (rock pigeon), 2989 nucleotides long. RefSeq names its product DIM1 rRNA methyltransferase and ribosome maturation factor (gene DIMT1). The transcript is spliced from 12 exons. Gene Ontology annotation, biological process: rRNA methylation. The record is from RefSeq and is a predicted model, not a curated record. Gene Ontology annotation, cellular component: nucleolus. The coding region runs from base 411 to 1334 and encodes 307 amino acids. Gene Ontology annotation, molecular function: rRNA (adenine-N6,N6-)-dimethyltransferase activity. NCBI's taxonomy places the organism in Eukaryota, Metazoa, Chordata, Aves, Columbiformes, Columbidae.
AGGGGCGGGGAUACCACGGGGAUCGCCGCGUGCAGCAGUUCUGGGCAAAGCCCGGUCUGGACAAUGCGGCGCAGGACCCUGUCCAGCUGAACCUUAAGCGUGUCCAGUGUUGGGGAACCCACCGCGUUCCAGGGAGGCUGUUCCAGGGGCGGGUUGUUCCCGUUGGGAAGCCCCUGCAGCUCUGCGGGGUCUCGCUUUCGGGCGCGCGGCUCCUGCUUUCCGCGGGAUGGCCGCGCGCUGACCCUAAAACCGGCCGUUCUGCCGCGGAACUGGCCCGCACACACCUCCGGCCCGCGGGGGGGCGCUGUCCGCGCGGCGCUCCGCCCUGCUACCGCGCGGCGCUCCUGCUGCAGGCCUGUCGGGAGUUGUGGUCCCGCGCGGCACGUGCGCGGGGCCCAGUCGUGGCCGCCAUGCCCAAGGUGCGGGCGGGGAAGCGGCCGCGGCAGGAGCGGCGGGACGGCUGUGCCGGCGGGAUCCUCUUCAACACCGGGGCCGGGCAGCACAUCCUGAAGAACCCGCUUGUCGUCAACAGCAUCAUCGAGAAGGCUGCCCUGCGACGCACAGAUGUCGUUCUGGAAGUAGGCCCAGGAACCGGUAACCUAACAGUAAAGAUGUUAGAGAAAGUAAAAAAAGUUAUUGCUUGUGAAAUUGAUCCUAGGCUUGUUGGUGAGCUUCAGAAGAGAGUUCAGGGCACGUGUCUGGCAAACAAACUUGAAAUCAAGGUUGGAGAUGUCUUGAAAUCAGACUUACCGUUUUUUGAUGCGUGUGUUGCUAACUUGCCUUACCAGAUUUCUUCACCUUUUGUGUUCAAAUUAUUGCUUCAUAGACCUUUUUUCAGGUGUGCAAUACUUAUGUUUCAAAGGGAGUUUGCACUUCGUUUGGUUGCAAAACCAGGAACAAAACUGUACUGCAGACUCUCCAUUAAUACUCAGUUAUUAGCUCGCGUGGACCAUUUGAUGAAGGUUGGAAAGAACAAUUUCAGGCCCCCUCCCAAAGUGGAAUCAAGUGUUGUCAGAAUAGAACCAAAGAACCCACCACCACCUAUCAACUUUCAGGAGUGGGAUGGUCUGGUAAGGAUAGCCUUUGUUAGGAAAAACAAGACACUCUCCGCAGCAUUUAAGUCAAGUGCUGUAGAGCAGCUGCUGGAUCAUAAUUACCGAAUUCAUUGUUCCUUACAUAAUACAGAAAUACCUGAAAAUUUCAAAAUUUCAGAGAAAAUACAGACAGUCCUGAAAAAUACAGGUUACUCUGAGAAACGAGCCCGUUCAAUGGAUAUAGAUGAUUUUAUUAGACUGCUGCAUGGCUUCAAUUCAGAAGGCAUCCAUUUCUCAUAGAUCCUACUGCAAGCAUGGAAGAUGGUCUGUGUUUUGUCACCAAAACCUCACAUCAGACAGAGUGACUGCAGUGAGACCAACUCUUCUCACAAAAGGGGUGGACAGAACACAACAUCCACACUCCGGUUCUUAUUAAAUCUUACAUGCAGUUUUAUCGCAGAGAGGAGGCAAAAAGCUGCUGCUCUGUAUUUUAAAAGCAGUAAAUUCCUUCCUGGCAAAAGUGAGGUGCUGGACUUCCAAGUGACUCUGUGUUCAAAUACACCAAAUAACAUGUAUUGAUGCUGCCGUAAUUGAAAUCUACGUUCUCUGAUCAUGGCCUUCACCUCACUAUAUUCUUGCACAAUGCUUGACAGUACAACCCAUAGUCUGGUCUGGGCAAUGGAAACAGAGUUACAGUCAUUUUUCUUGUUGGGGAUUAUUUGUAUUAAAGUGUAUUUAAACACUUCCUUUUGAUGCAAAAUGCCUGUGUCUUCCAUUUGUCCUCUGGUAGUGACACACAUUCCAGGUCUGUCCAUAACCUUUUCUUGGAGAAAUCCCAGUAACUGUUUCUCAGAAACAAGAGCAUUGCAAAAACGUUAUCGAGGUACCUGAAACUACCGCCAUCCUUUACCCCCUCCUCGUUGCCACCAAACCACUCUAGGAACCAGCAGAAAACUACCCAAGGGCCGGUGCUCGUAAGCAUGGACAGAAGGUGUGGGGGGUUUUGUCAACUGUAACUUCAAUUUUAAUAAGAAAACCCCCCGGCACUUCGGGGCAAGGAGGAGUUGUAGCCUCCAUCAAAGCUGUCAGUGAGUCUUAGAGCAGCACAUAUCUGUGUCCUGACAGAAAGGGGAACUGAAGGGUCUUAAUCUGGUUUGGAUUAUGCAUAUUUGUUGCCAAGCUCCAGGCAGAGUUUUCCUAGGGAAAUCUGCAUUACCUCUGCACUGCAGCUGUGAAAAGAAAAACGUGCUUUGCUCUGUCUUAUGAUGCGGGAAAACAGUAACUAUUGAUUCUGCAGCAUCAUGCAGGGAUUACACAAACUAUUCAGCCACAACUUCAAGAUGCAUCUGCUACCUGACAGGACACGUGUAAUUUGCAAGAUGUGGUAAAAAGCUGCUGAAAUCCAGCUGCGUCUGUCCUUCCCACUCCUGUUUGGUACCUCCUGUAAAGCACAGCCUGGCUGUGGCUCUGGGGGCACAUGCGGGAAGAGGAGGGAAGGCACCGCUUCUCAGGUAGGGUGUCUCAAUCUUCCGAGGCUUUUUAGAAAGUGCGAUUUCCCUAGAGCAGCUCCAAAGAAACCCACUGGGACUACACCUCUACUAUCACCUGCUAACAAAAGCUGCCCCCUUCUAUUUCCGUGUUUUCUUCUCUUCACUCUGACGGACGAUGCUCUUAAACAACUGCUCAGAAAGAUGGGUGAUGGUUCUUUGAAGAUCUUCUGCAAAACUAAAGUCAGGACACUACUCUGGGGAACUUCUUCCCCUAUGACACGUUUGUACAGAAGCGUUAGCUCCAAGUAAAUAUCCCAUCUGAAAUCAGAGGCCUUUUCAAAAGUGUAACUCCAAUGUGCUUUCAAUGUGAAACCCUUCCCACAGCGCAAUAUAACUUUUGUAUGAAUAAAUUCAGACGUACAAUUCAUGUAAUAGCUUACUUUUAUUAAACACAUGUAAAAUCUA